Messenger RNA from Ilyonectria robusta, 1227 nucleotides. RefSeq names its product concanavalin A-like lectin/glucanase domain-containing protein. The transcript is spliced from 3 exons. Lineage: Eukaryota; Fungi; Ascomycota; Sordariomycetes; Hypocreales; Nectriaceae. The record is from RefSeq and is a predicted model, not a curated record. Bases 167 to 1198 code for a protein of 343 amino acids. Gene Ontology annotation, molecular function: cellulase activity. Gene Ontology annotation, biological process: polysaccharide catabolic process.
GUGUUAUUUUUGCUGAAUCAUUGUUUGUUGAUUCUUGAAAAGUUUGUAUUUGAUCUCUACGUCUAGCACCCGAUGUAUUUCAGCCGGGAUAUUUUUCAAUCAUCAACUCAUUCAAUCGACACCCGAGAGGGACGAACUGGGUUCAUUGGCUUCCAUUACAAUCGCCAUGAAACGGAGUCUCAUCUUGAGGCGGAUUGCUCUGCUGUUGCUAGGUGCCAGCUGGGUGCAGGCCAACACAGACGGUGUCGAGGUCAUUUGCGGCCAGGAAUACGUCGGCGAUGUCACAGGGCCUCUCAUGUACAACCCGAAUCCCUGGAAUCAUAAAAGCCCAGAUGGUGGGUUUUCUUGCAUGAGGGUUGAUAACAGCACACCAGCCUACGACGCAACGUGGAACUGGGGUGCGAACAUUCAAGAUGUACACGCUUUCCCGUAUGUGCGGUUUGGCAGCGUUGACCUCCCUAUGCGUCUCAGCAGCAUCCGGUCCAUCCACCUGUCAACCGAUUGGAUCAUGACGGCCGGUGCUAUCAGUGAAUUUCCCCGCGUCUUUACGAAAUCCAUUUGGAGCAAGAAUAAAAGUAAACUGGAGAAGAAUAAUAUCCAGGCUAACGCGGCUUGGGACUUCUUCCUUGACAAUGAUCGCAACAAGACGCUUUACCCGCAAGUAGCAGCCAUCGAGUUUAUGGUCUGGCUUGGUAGCGUGGGUGACCCGUGGUGGCUCGGCCGCCUGAACUCGACGAUCUUGUCCAACAUAACGCUUGGAGAUGCCGAGUUCUCCCUUUACUAUGGGCGCAACUCGGGCGGCACCCACGUCUUCACCGCAGUGCCCCGUGACGGCGAGGAUAUUCUGUCUAUUGACCAAGACUUCUAUCCUCUCCUCGAGUUUAUUCUCAAACAAGCUCACAAGCAUCCUGAGAUCCCAGACGACCUGCCGAGGGACCCCUACCUGGGGAUUGUCGAGUUCGGCACCGAAACCUGGUUUUCUGACGGAAAUGCGACAUUCACGGCAGCCAACUUUGGCAUGAAGCUGGACGGAGACGUUGAAUCGAAUGGCAACAACUCUAGUGAGAACAAUAGCACUUCUGAAAAUGGAGGCGGCUCGUCAGACGGGGAUGACGACAGUGCGGCUGUGACGUUGGAUGGGUUGCCGGUGUUUGUAUACACCACGGUAGUCAUGUUGAUCGUUGGGGCUCUCUGGUAGUUCAUGAGAAGAGCUGGUUUGACACAUAG